AAUGAAUAAACACUGGAAAUGAUUUGAAAUUCAGCGACCAAGUUAUAUUUUUCCCUCGUCAGAUUAAACCAACUUAUUACAAAGCGACAUGUUAAUGUAUAUGCCAUAACCAAACGAUAACAGUGUUGUGCUAAUGGCUCUACCUGUGGAAAAAGAAAGCGGGAAGGUUGUUUUGCUUCAUACAAAUGAUCGAUAUGAUGAAACGACCGGUGAUGUUCUGAGUGCUUGCGAAAUAAUAAAAGAUCGUCUCUACUUUGCGACAUUGCAGAUCAAACCGAAAAGUACAGCACAGACUCACUACUUCUCUAUAGACGAAGAACUCAUUUACAACAAUUUCUAUCGAGAUUUUGGACCUCUCAAUUUGGGUCAAUUGUACAGAUAUUGCUGCAGACUGAACAAAAAGCUAAAGAAAGCCCGACGCAGUAGCUCUUGUAAAAGACGCUCAUCUAAGUUCUCAUUUCGCAAAACGUCGGCGUCUCUGAGCAAAAAGAAGAUAGUACACUACACCGGUCAUGAUGCGAGGAAGAGGGCAAAUGCUGCCUUUCUCAUUGGUGCUUAUCAGAUUAUAUAUUUAAAGCGGACAGCAGAAGAAGCAUACCGACCUUUAGUUAGCGGAAAUAAUCCUUCCUUCAUGCCUUUCAGAGAUGCUUCAAUGGCGCCUUCAUCGUACAACUUGACCGUGCUGGACUGUCUCCACAGCAUCAGCAAAGCCUUAGCCAAUAACUUCUUCCAAUUUCAAAACUUCGACGUCGAAGAGUAUGAACAUUAUGAGAAAGUGGACAACGGGGACUUCAACUGGAUCCUACCGGACAAGUUCCUCGCCUUCUCGGGACCCCACAACCAGAGUGUGAUCCUAGACGGAUACCCGCUGCACGCACCAGAAGUCUACUUUCCCUACUUCAGGAAGCACCACGUCUCAACUGUGAUCAGACUCAACAAGAAGUUCUACGACGCCAAGAGGUUCACGGACGCGGGAUUUGAGCACUACGACCUGUUCUUCGUGGACGGCAGUAAUCCUUCCCAGGAGAUCCUCUACAAAUUCCUUGAGAUAUGCGAGCGGGCAGGCGGCGCCAUUGCCGUACACUGCAAAGCCGGCCUCGGGAGGACAGGGACCCUGAUAGGUUGCUUCAUCAUGAAGCACUACAAGUUCACGGCGGCCGAGGUCAUCGCCUGGAUCCGCAUCUGCAGGCCAGGCUCAGUCAUCGGACCCCAGCAGCACUACGUGGAGAGUCAGCAGAGCAAAAUGUGGAUGGAGGGUGACAUGUUCAGAACACGGAACCAAAGGGGAGACUCUUUAUCCUCAUCAGGAGCAGCAGCAGCAACAAUGGGAAUGUCUCAUAGAAAUGGUUAUUCUACUCAGAACAACGAAGCAGUCAAAAUGAAUCAGAAUAAUCCACAUUACAGUGCUAGUAGUCAAACGGCAUUAUAUUCAACACACAUCCAACAACAAACGACCUCGUCCUCUUCGCCAGUAAGUGGUUCGAACCGAUUAUCCUAUAGUUCGGCCCAACAGUCGUCGGCUACUGGGACGGCGGUGACAUCGGCUGCAAAUGCGGCGACCAGUGCUCAACGGUGGGUAGCAGGCAGGUUGAGUGGAGGGGUGUCUUCUGUCGCCAAGUACGGGACAAAGGGGGGAGGCAGUUCUCUAUCUAGUCCAACGUCAACCUACACGUACAGGCGAGCAAGAGAGAAUUCCCGGAGUCCUCGCACGGGUUUGAACUCGCAUGGCACCUCAUCAGGAGUGAGCAGACCGUCCGCAAAUGGAUCCUCGGGCGCUGCUCUGCGGAAGUCGCAGGGAGACCAUUUGUUGCUGAUCAAAGCCAAGCGCCAAAACCACCACCCAGUGGGACUACAGGGUAGAAGUGACUCGGCAGCCUCAUCAGGAGGUUCGACAACCGGGGUUCGGAGAGCUUCCAAGUCACCGAAGGGCAGUGCGAGUAAGAAGUCGGUUGGCUCGUCUGUUUUGAGCAACAAAAACAACUCAAUUGGAUCCUCCAAGGUGUCAAGUGGGAUGCACGGGGUAGCCGCUAAGGCGUCCCGCCUGUCUAUAGGCGGCACCUCCUCCCCCACAUCAUACGGGCACGCUUCUAAUAACAUUUCGGCGGCGACUGCCAACUUGACCUCGGUCAAGAAGCGCUCGUCUGGGGGAGGCGCUGCUGCGCCACCCUUGUCCGGAAAUCUAUCCAAAAAAAUAGCCUUGCUUCGCUCUUCACGUGGCAUUGCAUACAUGUCGUCUUCUGCUGGCGGUGCAAGGGGGAACACUUACUACCACUCCCCCAUGUACCACGUGGCCUCCUCGGCAGAUCCGAGUGGCUCCCCGAGAUCUCUCGUGAUGGCCACGAAGUACCGCGUCUCUUCGUCAAUUGCCUCACGGAACAACGUUCACCACUACCCUUCGUCAGGUUUGACUACUCUCGCAAACAACAGCUCUUACUCUAACCACUCGGGGGCUGGCAGUGGAAACAACGGAACGACUACUGUAUCAUCCACCCGCAAUGGUGCGACCGGGACGACAAUGUCUCCAGGUGUAGGGGGGUUCCAGAGUAGUGCGAAGCCCAGUAAGACUACAGCUGCAUUGAUGGGAGGUGUGACGAACCAUUUGACCUCUUCAGUCUCUAACUACUCGUCAAAUGUGCCUUCGUCUACUGCUAAUUAUCUAUACACAAGUGCUAACGGCAGCAAUGGAGCGAGCAGUGUGAAGCAUUCUGUGAUGGACACCUCACAACCAGUGCCUCCUAACAGCCACUCCUACCCCCACUCAUCAAACUCAGUGGCAGCCGCAUCAACUUUGCCCCCCUCUUCUACAUAUCUGUCAAACAGCAGUCACUCCCCCCAAUCCUCCUACGCUUAUGCUGGACACCAGCCCCCCUCCACUCUGCCCUCUUCACACACGAACAAAUACAACCUCAGAUCUUCGCAGGCCUGGAACUCAUGAGUCGAUUCCAGUUGCGCUCUUCUGAGAAAGAACAGACGAUGGACUUGAUUGCAUCUCAAUCCGAACCCGGCCCAGCUUCAAUAAGUUUUCACAACAAUGGUGGCUCAAAAGAUAGUAACUAAGAACCCAUUGCAACUAAAAAUUGGUUCUUUCAUUCCCUAGCACAAACAUCAAAGUAUAUAAAAUAAAUUGAAACUAAAUAUCACUCUCCCGUCAUUCUUUCAUUGAAAUCACACUCACAAAAUGCCUUUUCAAACCAAGUGCCAUUUCACUCUAAUCUUCGGCUGAAUUUCGUAAAUGCUCUUAAAAAUUGACUCUGUUUCUAAUGUAGUUAUCGUUUUAUCAAGUGUAAAUAUGUUAAAUCUAUUUUUCCGCUGCGUAUUUUCCUGUCUUUCAAAGUGUUGUUUGUUUUGUUUCCUCUAAAUUGACUCGAUAUAAUUGUUCUCUAACUAAUGCAGCCAUUUGUUUUUGCCGAACUAUGUUACUGGAGAAGGGGGUUCAAGUCCAAGGUAAGCGGUUUUACUAUAUAUUCAAGAAUCAAAUUUGAAUAUUGAACUUAUGAACAGUCAAAGCACCAGCCAGUAUUAGAAAGUUAAUCGUAAACAAGCACUAAUUGAGAAUUGAUCUUCCUAUGGGAUGGAAUUUUCAGUCCUAACUGUGGUAACUAGUAAAAAAAAUAUCAACCCCUAUGAAGGAAUAAUCUACGGUUAAGCAUAUACGAGUACAGAAUUCUGUAAAUAAUCUGCCCCCUUUUUUCGCAUAAGUAGACAACAAGUUCGGUGGGGAUAGGGGUGUUUUUAAUAGACUCUGCAAACAGAUUUCUAUUGUUUGGAUUGUGUGCUCAACUGAUAGUUCUUUUAGUUGCUUGAGUGGUUUGAAUGUCUAAAUCUUCUUUAUCAUGUCGUCGUAUGACUUAGUGAGGGGUUGGUUGACUGCGAAAAGACUAAUUUUAAUGGUAUCUGCACAUACCAGCUACAUUAAAUUGGCUUUGAUAAUCACCUUGUGGGUGUAUAUAAACCAGCCGAAGUAUAAGCCAACCGAAAAUGCGCAGUGUAUGAACCAACCG
Symsagittifera roscoffensis is the source of this 4001-nucleotide messenger RNA. RefSeq names its product dual specificity protein phosphatase CDC14A-like. Gene Ontology annotation, cellular component: mitotic spindle; centrosome; kinociliary basal body. Gene Ontology annotation, molecular function: protein serine/threonine phosphatase activity; protein tyrosine phosphatase activity; protein tyrosine/serine/threonine phosphatase activity. The coding region runs from base 134 to 2935 and encodes 933 amino acids. NCBI's taxonomy places the organism in Eukaryota, Metazoa, Xenacoelomorpha, Acoela, Convolutidae. The record is from RefSeq and is a predicted model, not a curated record. The transcript is spliced from 18 exons. Gene Ontology annotation, biological process: regulation of exit from mitosis; cilium assembly; positive regulation of cytokinesis.